AUGCUACUCAGACGCCCGCUCCUCAAUGCCUCGGCGGCCGCCGUCUCCAUCCCCAAAACAUGCGUGCGCAACCUGCAGCACUCGAUCCCCAUGCGCCCCGUCCCCAAAGCAACGCCCUUCAUCCCCGACCACGCCGCCUUCCUGACCGCUAUCGGCCGCGGCCUCUCCGCACACGCCGGCAAGAUCCCCUCCUGGGAAGCCCUGUUCACGCUCACCUCCCCGCAACUGAAGGAACUCGGCGUCGAGCCCGCACGCUCACGCCGCUACCUGCUGCACUGGCGGGAGAAGUUCCGCAACGGCGAGUACGGCAUUGGAGGAGACUGCCAGCACGUUUCUGACGGCGUCGCUGAACUCACCGUCGUCGAGGCGCCCGUUGCGCCGAACCCGGAUCUCGGGAACACCAUCAGCCCGCGCUCGGCGGCGGCGACGGCGACACACAACCCCGGCACGAGGAGAGUCGUUGUGAACGUUCCGUCUGGCGAGACGCCGUCUGGGCCUGUCGACACGCUACGCGCUGUCAACGGAGUGCUGGUCAAGGGCGCCAAGACGAUCAAGGGCAGCUACGUCGAGCCGGUGAAGGGCAGUGAGGGGCUGAGGGCGAGGAUACGACUGCAGGAGGCUAUGUGGGAGGAGAGGAGAGGACACAAGGUCGACGGCGGUGAGAGGCGGAGGGCAGAGGUCAGGGCGAAGAGGAGGGCGGCGGAGAACAAGGAGAAGGCGCGGUAGAGGCAUGCUUGGGUCCUGUAUCACAAGAGACGAUGUUCACAUUCUGUAUCAUAAGAGACGAUGUACUUGGCAAUGUACCAUAUGCUGGCGGUUCGAUCGCCAGCCUUGAUGUCCAAGGUACGCAGCACCCCUCAAGUCCCAUGACCAUCGAUGACGGGCCAGCUUCAGCCAGAACUACAACGACGACUUCCAAGCACGAACAAG
Molecule: messenger RNA, 930 nt
Organism: Macroventuria anomochaeta
Lineage: Eukaryota; Fungi; Ascomycota; Dothideomycetes; Pleosporales; Didymellaceae
Exons: 1
Coding region: 1-726 (241 amino acids)
Cellular component (GO): mitochondrion
Source: RefSeq, a predicted model, not a curated record